Molecule: messenger RNA, 1889 nt
Organism: Scheffersomyces stipitis CBS 6054
Lineage: Eukaryota; Fungi; Ascomycota; Pichiomycetes; Serinales; Debaryomycetaceae
Gene: SKN7
Product: kinase-regulated stress-responsive transcription factor
Exons: 2
Coding region: 461-1726 (421 amino acids)
Biological process (GO): phosphorelay signal transduction system; regulation of DNA-templated transcription
Molecular function (GO): sequence-specific DNA binding; DNA-binding transcription factor activity; phosphorelay response regulator activity
Source: RefSeq, a predicted model, not a curated record
CUCUCAGUUCUUGUUGGUUGAUCGGAUUCAGAAUUAUACGCCUCGACGCAACUCUCUAUAGUUAUAAUUCAAUUCAAGAAGACCCCAUAUCCAGACAGUACCCACUGAAUAUCCUGCUGUCUUGGAAAGGUCGUGAUACUAGUUCUUAUCAUUGUCUAUCUCGUUGUUGUCAUUAGUAUAGUAUCGAGGAGUACGUAGGGAUUCGACAGGAUUUGGAAUAUGAACAUCUGGAACUGAAUACCUGAAUAUCCGAAUCUGAAAUAUUUCAAUAUCUGAUAAAAUCUGUGAAAUUUAUCUUACAACAAAUACAAGACUACCAUCAAUUCCCAUCCUUAUCAAUAUCAUAUCACUGUCUCCAUCGCUAUCGCUAUCACUACCACUAUCAUUAUCAUUAUAUUAGAAUCCUUCGAAUAAUUGAUAGAUUUGACCCUUUUCUCGGCGCCCAUUUGAAACAUAAACUAUGUCGCAUCCCAUCAAGUCCGAGCCGAGUCUCUCAGCAUCUGUAUCCUCGACUGCGAGCUCCAAUCAGUCAGGCUCCAACGACUUUGUCAAAAAGCUCUUUCUAAUGCUUCAGGAAGAUUCCUACAAGGAUGUCGUGAGAUGGACAGCUAAUGGUGACAGUUUUGUAGUGCUCAACACCAACGAGUUCACCAAGGAGAUCUUGCCGCGUCACUUCAAGCACUCUAACUUUGCCAGCUUUGUUCGUCAGCUCAACAAGUACGACUUUCACAAAGUAAAAGUAUCUAAUGAAGAGAAAAUGGUGUACCCAUACGGUGAAGAUGCGUGGGAAUUCAAACACCCUGAUUUCAAGAUCAACGAUAGGGGCUCACUUGAAAAUAUCAAAAGAAAGGGCCCUUCUUCUAAAAAAAUCCUGAGUGCCAACACCAUCACUAACGGCGGUGAUUUCACGUCGUCGUCCUCAGUAGCAUGUAACCAUAACUUGUCUCAAAUCACGACUGCUCAGUCCCAUCUCAAGGACCAAGUAGAACAGCUCAGAGCGGAAAACAAACAAUUGCAUCAGGAUGUCAACGUUCUCCAGACGAAGUAUAAGACGCUUAUCGAGAACAUUGUAGCCAUAAAUACUUUUGAUGAGCGCUACCAUCGCUCCAUGGGCAUUUUGAUUAACUGUUUGCUCCAAGCGGGAAUCAAACUCCCUCCAUUAGAUUUUCCCAAUCCCGCACUCAUGAGUCUCCAGCAGCCGACAACUGGUCUUGUAGCACAGACCACCACGACAAACAUACCCAACCCCAAGUUCCAUGUACUCUUAGUGGAGGACGACAAUGUGUGUAUCCAGUUGUGUCGUAAGUUUCUUGUCAAGUAUGGCUGUCAAGUUACCGUAGUUACCGAUGGACUCAAUGCAAUCUCCACUGUAGAACACACCAAGUACGACUUGGUUUUGAUGGAUAUCGUAAUGCCCAACUUAGACGGAGCCACGGCGACCAGUGUAAUCAGAUCGUUCGAUACAAAGACCCCCAUCAUCGCCAUGACAGGAAACAUCGAAGAUAACGACUUGGUGACAUACUUGCAAAACGGGAUGUCGGACAUUUUGGCCAAACCAUUCACCAAAGAUGAUCUCUACUCCAUCUUAUCCAAGCACUUGUUGACAGACGAGUCGAAGACUGCUGCUGCUGUUGGAGUAACUUCCAGAAACAUCAGCAUCAGCGGACCUACCUUGCCAGCAGAAUCCGACGAAGACCCACUUCUCAAGAAACAGCGACUUCAAUAAUAUCAAUGAAAAUAAUAAACAUGAACAAUGAUAAAAGGUGAAUGUAAUAUAGAUUUGGCUGCUGUACUAUUAUCAUAAUAAUUAUAUACUAUAUCUUGCAAAAACGUGCUGGUAAAAUAACAGUGCUUUAAUUAUAUAGCUGUAAUAUACACUGUACUUCUAU